UAUUAUUUUCAGAGUUCAGAGUUUUGAAUAUAAGCCGAACUGUAUAAUUGUAAAAAAAAAAACACUGGCGGAAUAAAGUUGUAUAAAGUGUGGUCAAAUUUCGUUGGCAUUCACUUGUGUCAGGACAUUGUUGGAUCUAACUGUGUAACAUAUGAAGAAGCGAGAAAGAAGGAUUAAAAUUCAUUUGCGUUAGCAUCAUUUGUGAUUUACAAAGUACAUGUAGUUAAAAAAUAACAUAAAUCAAAGAACCUUGCCUUGGAAAUGAGUCUUCUGCCCCAGUCCCCGAGGGUGGGGCGGUCCCCGCGUUUAAAGGCAAAAUGGCUGUCCAACACCAUGGCUUAUCAGUACGGCAACAACGGAGCGAAGAAGAGCGAGAUUAUCGUGCUCACAAAUGACCUUGACCAGUACUUGCAGGACAUGUUUCAGAGUAUUGACACCAAGGGACGUGGUAAAAUAUCAGCCGAGGAGUUUUACCUCUUGUGUGAUGUCCUGAAUCUCAAGGACACGGACGGUGGCCUGAAGCAAGUGAGUGACCUCUCUUUCAAAGACUUUCACGACCGCCUGUGUGAACAUUUCGCCUGUUACGGAGACUACAUAGGGUUUCUUGUGAAUCAGACGUUUCGAGCUAAAAACAAUAACAACAAUAAUCCAAUUGGAAAAGAAACCAACUCAACUAUACCGGACUGUACAAGGAGGUCGUCGUUCCAAAAGCAGAUGGCCACGUCCAAGAGCCACCAGUGCAUCCAUGACGCGGAACUGUUCAAGAACUGGGACAAGCUGCGGUUGGCGGGCUUCCGGUUGAGCGAGAUGCGUGAACACAUUGACCACCUGCUGUACGAAGUCACGUUCCAUAAAGAGGAGUCUCAGACUCUCAGGGAAAUCAUUGAGGAUCUCAGGACGAUGCUACAGGCAUCCGACGCUCAGAAUAUUGGGAUGCAGGUGGCCCUGAAGCGUCACCAGCGUGGAGGAGCCGUGGAGUCAUCGCUGACUGUCGGGCUAACACCGCCUCGCCUCGGGAGCACCAACAACAGACAUUCCUUGCCGCCAGACACCGGUCACCUAGUGUACCAGCCACUCAAAGGCGAGGAGCGGUCGGUGACAGCGCUAGCCCGGGAACUCAGCCAUGUACGGGAGCUCCGAGAUCGCGAGGUCCGCGAACUCAUCUCUUUCAACAACCAACUGCAGCAUGACGUCACGGACCUGUCACGUGAAAUAUGUCGUCUCGAGGCGGAGAAGAAGCGGCAGGCAGGUCAGCUCGACCUAAUUGUGAAGACGUAUACAUGCUGCCGGGAGCUGUUUGCCGUCUGCGUGGACAGUCUGCGCGAGGUUGAGUCCUCCGACGCCACUUCCGGCCUACCAUCACCGUCCCCGCUCCGCACGCCCAGUCGCCAGAGGACGUUCUCGUUCUCUGGAGCACGGGAUAAGAGUUCCUCCGACAGCCAUCAAACCCCAGCCACAUCAACAGAUAAGGCCGGCGCACCCCUUUGCGAUAUUGCGGCAGACGACAGUUCUCCACCGGAAGUGGUUUUGAUAAGGAGGCUGGAGCACGAGAUAGCCGCGCAGCUGGAGGAACUGAACUCGCAGCAUCAGGAGGCGUUUAGGGUGGAGCAGGAGCUGUCGCUGUGCCGGCGCCACCUGCAAACGGCCAACUUCCAGGUGGAGGCGUUGGAGACGGAGUGUGGACGCCUCCUCGCGCUCGAGGACCAGUUGGUCAGCGUCUUCCGCUUUCUGCAGAAGGGCCGCUCGCAGUGCCUGAGCCGGAAGACGCUUGGACAGCUGCUCCUUGACGUCAUAGACUCGAGCUUCGGUGGCGAGGACCAAGACAUGACGGCGGACCAGUUUAUUCGGAUCCUACAGAAAACGCUGUCCGACUGUCCACUCUUCCUCCUUGCCACGUGAUUCGCGGUUGCCAUGGAAACACACUUCAAGCUGACCAGGACAACCAUGUUGCCUUUCGUUUCCUUACAAUGGACAGUAUACGUUCUGUUGACGCAAGAUUUCGUUACAAUUAUAAUUGUUGUAUCUCUGUAUAGUAUCUAAAAAUUACGUUCAUAUUAAUCUAUGAACAUCAUUAGUCGGCGCCCAGAAGGGCGCCGACUAUAUUUGAUAUUACUUAAGAAAUAUUCCAACUUAGGGACUAGUUCAUAAAUUGCAGAACAAUGCUUUCAAUGGUUUCCACGUUGCAUAAUAAAAUAUAAAGUUUAGUUUGUUUUAUAAAACUUUACACUUUAAUUGAUAAUGAAACCUUGAAUUAUAAUAGCCCUGCUUAUCGUUUUGAUUUUAAAUACCAACUCAACAACUCGGCCAUCUCCGAGAUAGAUACAGGCCGAGGUGUUCCGAUUGAUAUAGAUGAAGGUUACAUGGUACUAUUAAAAUAUCCUUUAUGUCUGUAAACCUCAUACGCAGUAAUCUCCCUUGGUGACAGCAAAAAUGCCGAGUUUUGAAAAAUUAACCUUGAGCUUAUUUGUUUGUUUUGAAAAUGUCAUUCGAAAGAAUGAACUCCAGAUAAUUUCCCUUUGAUAUAUAGUAUUUUUAUCCCCAUUCUAUAUACUCAUAUGAGUGAAAUGUGUUACAUAAACUUGUACAAAAUAUAAAGCAAGGAAUUCACAUAACAUGCCGGUACAAAUAAAAGGUGAAUUUCAUGAUAUUGAAAUCUAUGUAUAAGACCAUUGACUCUAUUUCAUCCGAAGAAACGUAUGUAUAUUUUUGUUAUUAUUCAGUUUUAACCGGAGGAUUAGCUUGGGGAAAAAAUAACCAUAAUGUCCUUCGAGCAUAUAUACACCCAACAUAAAACAAAAUGUUAUCAUUGAAAUAAUAACCAUUUUUGGUUAUCUGCAUGCACGUUUCUCUUCUAAUUACAUUGCGCCGACUUGAUGCUAUGCAUUUUCUUGUUAUAUACUGUAUGCUUAUAUCGAUUAGCGUGGGCAGUGGCGGCUUCAGGAAUUCAUAAGUGUGUGUGUGUGUGGGGGGGGGGGGGGCACGACCGUCAAAGCCCUUCAAAAUCUUAUUUUACCGAGGUAUUCGAAUGGCACGUAUAAAAUCGUUGAAAAUGUUCAACCUUACAUUCAAGAAUGCCUUUAAACAUCUUAUAAUGUGGACAUUCUUAUAAAGUAAAACUUCAUUCAUAAGCCCCGUAAACUCAAUUCUCAGGCCGACUUGGGGUGGGGGCAUUGACCCUUGCCCACGCCUCCGCUA
Messenger RNA from Mya arenaria, 3195 nucleotides. RefSeq names its product EF-hand and coiled-coil domain-containing protein 1-like. Lineage: Eukaryota; Metazoa; Mollusca; Bivalvia; Myida; Myidae. Gene Ontology annotation, molecular function: calcium ion binding. Bases 262 to 1899 code for a protein of 545 amino acids. The record is from RefSeq and is a predicted model, not a curated record. The transcript has 8 exons.